AUGCCUUAAAUUGAUCCAGAAGUUACUAAGUCUUAAUGUGAUACAUCAGAAAGUUCUAAAAAGAUAUAAAAGAAGUGUGGACAUUGGAAUAAUGAGGAACAUGAAUCAUAUCUUCGUUUUUUAUAAGAAAAUGCCAAUCAUAAUAAGGGUCAAAGAUUAUUUAAAAGAAUGAGUUAAAUUAUAGGAACAAGAACACCUAGUUAAUGCAGGUAAUAUUAAAUUUAAUAAGAUUAGAUCUCAUCAUUAAAAGUUCAAUCCUUCAAAACCUUGUGUUAAGUUAACUUAAAUAAAAAUAAUGAAAACAAAAUAAUUGGUUCGAUUAUAUAUGAGUAAACAUUAGGAAAAAGAUGAAGAUGAAGAGUGA
This is a messenger RNA of Paramecium pentaurelia, 364 nucleotides long. NCBI's taxonomy places the organism in Eukaryota, Ciliophora, Oligohymenophorea, Peniculida, Parameciidae. The record is from the annotation of a GenBank genome assembly.